Molecule: messenger RNA, 333 nt
Organism: Fusarium tjaetaba
Lineage: Eukaryota; Fungi; Ascomycota; Sordariomycetes; Hypocreales; Nectriaceae
Product: ribosomal subunit l31
Exons: 2
Coding region: 1-333 (110 amino acids)
Cellular component (GO): mitochondrial large ribosomal subunit
Molecular function (GO): structural constituent of ribosome
Source: RefSeq, a predicted model, not a curated record
AUGUUCGGCGCAUUCCGCAUCACAAACCCUCUCUCGGGUGGCCUUCUUUGGAAGAUUCCCUGGCGGUUGUCCAAGUUCCAGAAACGCCGCCACCGACUUCGCCUGCGAGCUGUCGACAAUGUUGUAGCGACUGUCGAUGCAGCUCUCGCCAAGAAAGGACAGACCCUCGAAGCUCUUGAGCGAUGGAAGGCUGAGAUGCCCACCGAGGCCGAGAUGCUACCAAAGGACAAAUAUACCAUGUUCGAUCGCAAGGCCAAGCGUUACCGCAAGGGCAUUCACAAACUGCCCAAAUGGACAAGGGUAUCCCAGCGAAUCAACCCUCCUGGUUACUAG